Molecule: messenger RNA, 1885 nt
Organism: Stylophora pistillata
Lineage: Eukaryota; Metazoa; Cnidaria; Anthozoa; Scleractinia; Pocilloporidae
Product: phosphatidylglycerophosphatase and protein-tyrosine phosphatase 1
Biological process (GO): protein dephosphorylation
Molecular function (GO): phosphatidylinositol-4,5-bisphosphate 5-phosphatase activity; phosphoprotein phosphatase activity; phosphatidylglycerophosphatase activity
Source: RefSeq, a predicted model, not a curated record
UUCCGGUUAGGCAGUAUUCUAUUUCCUCCUACAUUGGAACAAGACUACAUAUUUACUGUUCUCUGUGGCUGUUAUUUCUUCUUACGGUCUCUUCCAAUGAUUUUGCGAAGAAGCAAUACCUAAUCUUCGAAAACCUCUUGAAUUUGGGGUUGUUUAAACCGAACCUUUCCGACGUGAUGAGCUCUUGGAUAUUUGCAAGAGUGGCAUUUUACCCUUCCCUUCUCUGGGGAAUUGCAACGGAGAGUUCCACCAAACGAUGGUACGAUCGUAUAGACACACACGUCCUCUUAGGAGCGUUACCGUUUAAGAGUCAAACUAAGGAGUUGGUGGAAAAUGAAAAUGUUAGAGGAGUAGUCACCAUGAAUGAGGAUUAUGAAUUAAGAUACUUUUCCAACAGUAAAGAGGAAUGGGAAAAUUGGGGAGUGACUCAGUUACACUUGCCUACAGUGGAUUUUAACAAUGCACCAUCUCAGGAGAUGCUUAGAAGAGGAGUUGAAUUCAUCGAAGAAAUGAAUCAGAACCAAAACAGUGUGUAUGUUCACUGCAAGGCAGGAAGGGGACGCAGUGCCACACUUGCAACAUGUUAUGUUAUGAAGGCCAAAAAACUGAGUCCUAUGGACGCACACCAAUACAUCAAAAGUAAAAGACCUCACAUACUUAUUGCCUCUCGGCAGUGGGAUGCCAUUGAACUGUUCUAUAAGAACCUGUUAGAUCAAGAUCACUGUAAUGCAACGUAGAAUUUUGCAUGACACACUUCUACAUGUUCUGAUGAUAUAUGGAUUUUAACAGUGUUAAAUUAUUUAAUAUUUAAUAAUGUAAACUUAUUUUUUAAUAUUUAAAAUCAGUAAGAAAGCAUGCUAUACAUAAGCUUUUUUUUUUUUUAGAUUGCAUUAAUUUUGUACUUUCAAAACUUCUCUAACACAAAGUGUGAAACAACUCUUAGUUGCCUGAAUCCAAUCCAUGAAGGCUGGAAAGGCUUGGAAAGUCUGGCUCAGCAGAUCCUGUAAGGAAACACGGUAGAACCCUGCUACUGUGAACUCCCAAGGGAAACAAAAAAUGGUUCAAGUUAGCAGGGCUUUAAAUUGUCAGGGUUGGUGUCGAAUUUCAAUUUUCUUGUUUAAAACAAAUAAGGAAUCAUCUUUUUACCAUUCUUGCACAGUCAACAGUCAUUUUCUUGCAUUUAGUUUAUUUUUGAGGUUUUUAAUUUUGUUAUAAGAACAUUUUUUUGGAUGUUUAGACAAUUGUAUUUAUGUUUUCAUAAUUGUUAUCGCAUUGUAUCAAUUGCUGUUAACUGUUGGAACCUAUCAAUCUGCUUUGUUUUAACACUUUGAUGUUUAUCAACUUAUGUUUUUUAAGUAAAUUUCAAGACACCAAAGGGUAAAUUAAGGGAAGGGAAAGUAAAAUUAGUGCAAGGUAAUGGGGAAUUCUAGUUAAACACGUUUGAGUUAGAUGAUAGUAAAUGACUGGAAAAUGGGGUGAAAUCUUAGAGAAAUGGGAUCUUGUUCAAGUUAACCAGGUUCAAUUGAGGGAGGUUCUACUGCAUUUCCCCUUUUGGGGGCACACCAAAGGACCUCUUCUAUCCUACUUCACUGGUGUCAGCUCCCCCUUAUUUAUAUCCAGGACAGAUCUGGACUUUCACAAGGGUUCCAUUAUUUCUUUUGCUCUCUCCAACCAAAAACAAGAAAGCCACCGCAAGUCGUUGCAUGAUCACAAUGUUCAAUUAAUAAUAUCUAAAAAUAAGCAAACACUUCAGUCAUUCUUUGGAUGAAACUAAAGUUUGAAUGUAAUUUACAUGUAGGCAUUAUUUUGGUGGCAAAAAACUGACCAAACUUCAGCUUUCAACAAGCCUUUCAGAAGCUUUCAAGUACAGUGUGUUUUAAAUGUC